Molecule: messenger RNA, 1431 nt
Organism: Funneliformis geosporum
Lineage: Eukaryota; Fungi; Glomeromycota; Glomeromycetes; Glomerales; Glomeraceae
Source: the annotation of a GenBank genome assembly
AUGUUAUAUCUGGGAGACUUAUCUAUAAAUGAGUGGGAUAUUAUCAUAGUACAGGUUGAGAGUCUUUUCCGUAUUGAGUUUACAGGCCGUCCGUUUGUAGCUAUUCUUGAUGAAGCUAAUGCCAUUAUGCGUCAAAUGUCUAGCGGUACAAAUGCACGGGAAUCUAAGAAUGCAAUACGUGAUGUCUUAAGAUCUGCAAGGCAUGUUUUGGCCAUGGAUGCUUUUGCAAAUAUCUCAACACUAACCUUCCUCCAGAUUUAUCGUGGUGAAAAUAUUCGCAUAGUUGAUAAUAAGUAUCAGCCUCGUAUAGGCGAGACAGUUGAAUUUAUUUAUGAUCCGAAUAGCGGAGCUGAAGCCAUGCGAAUAGGAUAUGAUCUUUUGAGGCAGGGCAAGCGUGUGGCAUUUGUAUCUACUGGAGCAGUGAUGGCUAGAGCGUUAGUAGAAAAAGCAUCUAAGUUAUCUAAACCCGACAAUUCUCCUGUUAAAGCCCCUUACACAAACACAGUGGAGGCGGGAAUAUCAUUCGAGAUUACGGGCCACUUUGAUAUAGUCAUAGCCAUUAUAAAUAUCGCUACUCCAGUUCAUGUUGAGGCUUUUGCACAAAUGCUUUAUCGAAUUUGUGACUGUCCUCGUCGUAUUGUUUCUAUGUUCUAUCAGAAAAAUUCUAAUGAACUUUUUCGUCCACCAGGCCGUGAAAAUAUUCGAGCAGAACUUGAAAGUGCUCGACCUAAUAAUUUGCCUACAGCAAUAAAAGGUCACCUUGAGCAUCAGAAACGCCUUUCUGCAAGAUAUUUUAUUGAGAAGCUUUGUAGUCUUAUAGCCAGUACUGGCGCUUCUCUCCAACUAAUAAAAAUGGAUGAGAGCCGAGGAGUUAUAGGGAAUCGUAAAAAAGUCCGCAAUGAGGUUAGGGUUGAAGCAUUAGUUAUCAAAGAAACAGAUUUUAAUGCAGUUGCUACUUCCCGGAAUCUUGAUCCUGAAGAAGCUGAAAAUCUUAAGUUUGACCAAGAGCGCUCUAUUCCAGAUACUAUGACACUUAAACGUUUCUAUAUGCGAAAUAUUUAUGAAUGUUUCAGUCCGCCUGAACCUCGGAAACAUUUCUUGCGGUUAUCUCACUUUCGAAAGCAAGGCUAUGAUGAGGAGAGUGCAAUAAAAGGGUUAGAGGCCAAAGAUAUUGCGCAAUGGGAAGAUACCCAUUAUAAAGCUGGAUAUAAUUCUGAGAAAUCAGUAGCGGAGGACUUGCACAACUCAUAUUCAGCUAAUCAUUGGAAAGUUAUACAAGAACUUUUUCAAAUACUAGGCUUUACUGGCAUUGACGACAAGCGUACUCUUUCUAGCGAUACUGCAUCAGAAUCAUUUAUGUGGUUUUGUGAAAACAUACGUGGGUUUGAUUAUCCCGAGCUGAAUGAAUAUCUGGGAGUCCGAUCCAACUAG